Molecule: messenger RNA, 1802 nt
Organism: Vidua macroura (Pin-tailed whydah)
Lineage: Eukaryota; Metazoa; Chordata; Aves; Passeriformes; Viduidae
Gene: CDK16
Product: cyclin dependent kinase 16
Exons: 17
Coding region: 97-1473 (458 amino acids)
Biological process (GO): neuron projection development; exocytosis; protein phosphorylation
Cellular component (GO): nucleus; cytoplasm; synaptic vesicle
Molecular function (GO): ATP binding; protein kinase activity
Source: RefSeq, a predicted model, not a curated record
CGGCCCGGCCCCACCGGAGCCGCCCGCGGGGUCGGGCCCGGCCCCGCCAUGGCCGAGGAUUUCUGGGAGGCUCCGCGCCGCUGAGCCGGGCUGGCCAUGGACCGGAUGAAGAAGAUCAAGCGGCAGCUGUCGAUGACGCUGCGGGGGGGCCGCGCCCCCGACAAGGGCCUGGGGGACCCCCGCGAUGGCACCGGCAGCGACAGCGAGCCGGGGGGGGACGAGGCCCGGAUGGGGUCGGACGGGGAGAGCGACCCCCCCUCGGGGACGUCCUCGGAGGAGGUGGCGUCACCCGUGAGGCUGCGGCAGCACCCGCGGCACGGCGCCUGCGAGGACGUCACCAAGCGCCUGUCCCUGCCCGCCGACACCCGCCUGCCCGAGGGGGGGCUGGGGCUGCCCGGGGCCCUGAGCCGCCGCCUGCGCCGCGUCUCGCUGUCGGAAAUCGGCUUCGGGAAGCUGGAGACGUACGUGAAACUGGACAAACUGGGAGAGGGCACGUACGCCACGGUGUACAAGGGCCGCAGCAAGCUGACCGAGAACCUGGUGGCGCUGAAGGAAAUCCGGCUGGAGCACGAGGAGGGGGCGCCCUGCACGGCCAUCCGCGAGGUGUCGCUGCUGCGGGAUCUCAAGCACGCCAACGUGGUGACGCUGCACGACAUCGUGCACACGCCGCAGUGCCUGACGCUGGUCUUCGAGUACCUGGACCGGGACCUCAAGCAGUACCUGGAUGAUUGUGGGAACGUCAUCAGCAUGCACAACGUCAGGCUGUUCCUGUUCCAGCUCCUGCGGGGUCUCGCCUUCUGCCACCGCCACAAGGUUCUGCACCGCGACCUCAAACCCCAGAACCUGCUGCUCAGCCGCCGCGGGGACCUGAAACUGGCGGAUUUCGGCCUGGCCCGGGCCAAGUCCAUCCCCACCAAGACGUUCUCCAGCGAGGUGGUGACGCUGUGGUACCGCCCGCCCGACAUCCUGCUGGGCUCCACCGAGUACAGCACCCAGAUCGACAUGUGGGGCGUCGGCUGCAUCUUCUCGGAGAUGGUGACGGGGCGGCCGCUGUUCCCCGGGGCCACCGUGGAGGAGCAGCUGCACUUCAUCUUCCGCCUGCUGGGUGGGGAUUUGGGGGACCCGACGGAGGAGACGUGGCCGGGCAUCGGUGCCAACGCCGAGUUCCGGGCGCACAAGUACCCGCUGUACCCGCCCGAGGGGCUGCGGCAGCACGCGCCGCGGUUGGACCAGGAUGGCGCCGACCUCCUGGGGCAGCUGCUGCAGUUCGAGGGGCGGCGGCGGCUGCCGGCGGCGGAGGCCAUGGGACACGCCUUCUUCAGCUGCCUGGGGCCGCGCGUCAGCGCCCUGCCCGACACCACGUCCAUCUUCGCGCUGAAGGAGAUCCAGCUGCAGAAGGAGCCGGGGCUGCGCUCGGCGCCCCUGCCCCCCACAGGUUCUUCCGCCUUCCGGGUGCUCGACACCGAGUUCUGAUGUUGAGCAGCCCCCGGACUGCUGCUGCGCCCCCAGGACCCCCCCAAAUCCGGGGCUGGGGUCACCCCAAAAAUCCUCCAAACCUUUGGGGACGCCCCAAAUCUCCAGGGGGGGGGGGGCUUGGACCGGUGACCCCCCCCCAAAAAAUCCCCCUCCCCCCCAAGGAACUGCUGCUGGAUUUUGGGGGGUUUCACGUGGGACCCCCAUUGUGGGGGGGGUCGGGGGGGGGGGUUUGGGGUCUCCCCCCCGUUUUUUGGGGUCCCCCCCCCCAUUUUUUGGGGGUUUCUUUCCCCCCCCAGUUUACGUCGAGUUUUAUUUUUGCAAGGCAA